AGAUGCCAGAGCACUUCACACCGUCUCAUCCCCAGACGCAGAGCAGCCCGAAAAACCGCUAGUCCACAGAAUCUGAAGAGAGGAAUCGCCGCACCGAUCGUCGAGAUGAAGUUAUUCGCCGCAACGAGUUUGCUAAUUACUCUCCUGGCCGCGGUCGCCGCCCGACCCGAACCCCCGGUGAACCAGUAUCUGCCACCGAAUCAACAGUUCAUUCCCUCCCAAAUACCCUCGGACUUUGUAGGAUCCAACCCGGCCCAUGGACCCGGAGGCAUUCAGUACUUACCGCCGAAUUCCAACACCUUUGGUGCCCACCAGGGAUACGACGAUGGUUCCAACGGCGAACCAGCGAAGUACGAGUUCGAAUAUACCGUAAACGACUUUGAAUCUGGGAACGAUUUUGGACACAGAGAGAACACCGAGGGUGGCGUUGCUCGUGGCAUUUACUACGUCCUGUUGCCGGACGGUCGCAGACAGACGGUGGAAUACGAAGCCGACGAGAAUGGUUUCCGGCCGAAGGUUACAUACACGGACGAAGGAUCCAGGGGCGGAAAUACCGGAGGAAACGGGGGCUACGGAUACUAGCUUCCUGAAGACGUCGUUCUUAAUUGUCACUCUGGACCUUUAGAAGUUUACAAAGUUAUUCAGGCGCUGGGUGAAGAUAAAAGGGAAAUUAGAAAGAAUUCGCGGUUUUUAUCCGGAGUGCUAUCGAAACUUAUAACAUCUGUCACACGUUGCCGGUUACUCAAUAGUAUCAUAUUCAGGAAAGACGAAUAUGGCGAUUACGAAAGAAAUUUACUCAAGCUGGUUAUUUUUUCUUGGUGUAUCUAUUCAAGCUGAAAGUUUAGCACUAUUUUUUUUUUAACCACUGUAGAAAUUUCAGAUUCAUUGUUUAGAAUCUUUUAGAACACUGUGAGAAACGAGUCCUCAAUUUUGAGGAUAUUUUAUAAAGAAAUCCCAAUCUUGCUCAAUCUUCUGCCCGUGCUGAUUUCAAUAGACUAAACCCGACAUUUUCAUCCCCCUUUUUCACCCGGCCUCCGAAUUACUGAUAAUACACAUACUGUGAUCAAACCAUUACCAAUAAUCUGAUAUAUAAACGAUGUUACACAUAUUGAACGCGUGAUGCGUUGGCGAAAAUCGGUUAAAGCCGGUCGACGGCUGUUGCAUAACGGCGUAACGUGAUCCACAUGUGCUUACACACACGGGGAAUACGCAUACAUAUAUUAUAACAUAUCCAUAUAUACAUUACACGCAUGAUAUAUUUUACACGAAAAGAAAUAAAAUUGAGUAAAAUAAAAAAAAAA
This is a messenger RNA of Neodiprion virginianus, 1301 nucleotides long. RefSeq names its product pro-resilin-like. NCBI's taxonomy places the organism in Eukaryota, Metazoa, Arthropoda, Insecta, Hymenoptera, Diprionidae. The transcript is spliced from 3 exons. Bases 106 to 582 code for a protein of 158 amino acids. The record is from RefSeq and is a predicted model, not a curated record. Gene Ontology annotation, cellular component: extracellular matrix.